AUGGUUUCUCCUUCUUCUUCCUCACGUCCUCGUAAUUGGGUAUAUGACGUUUUCCCAAGCUUCAGUGGAGAAGAUGUUCGCGUAACUUUCCUCAGCCAUUUUCUAAAGGAGCUUGAUCGGAAGUUGGUUAUCGCUUUCAAAGACAACGAGAUCGAGAGAAGCCAGUCUCUCGAUUCCGAGCUUAAACAAGCGAUUAGGACUUCAAGGAUCGCGGUGGUUGUCUUUUCGGAAAAGUUCCAUCUUCCAGUUGAUCCAACUCAUGUCAGGAAACAAACCGGAAAAUUUGGAGAAGCUUUUGCCAAGACUUGUCAGAGAAAAACAGAGGAUGAAACAAAACUUUGGCGGCAAUCGUUGAUCCAAGUGGCAAAUCUUCUUGGCUAUCAUUCUCAUAAAUGGCACAACGAAGCAAAAAUGAUUGAAGCUAUUGCCAAUGAUGUCUUGGAUAAACUGAAUUUGUCUCCAUCGAAAGAGUUUGAGGACUUUGUUGGAAUGGAAAAUCAUAUUUCACAGAUGAGUGUCUUAUUGGAUUUAGAAUCUGAAGAAGUGAGGAUGGUUGGGAUAUGGGGCUCAUCUGGAAUUGGCAAGACUACCAUUGCAAGAGUUUUAUACAGUCAACUCUCUCGUCGGUUCCAAGGUAGUGUUUUCAUAGACAAAGCUUUUGUCUCCAAGAGUAUGGAACUUUAUAAAAGCUCUAACUCGGACGACUACAACAUGAAGUUGCAUUUGCUGAGAAGUUUUUUGUCUGAAAUCUUAGACCAAAAAGAUAUAAGGAUAGAUCGUUUAGAUUCAGUUGAAGAGAGGCUAAAGCACCGGAAAGUUCUCAUCUUUAUUGAUGAUUUGGAUGAUCAAGUGGUGUUAGAUACUUUAGUUGGUCAGACUCACUGGUUUGGUUGUGGGAGCAGAAUUGUUGUGAUUACAAAAGAUAAACAUUUUUUAAGGGCUCAUGGGAUUGAUCAUAUUUAUGAGGUAUGUCUCCCAUCUGAAGAGCUUGCUCUUGGAAUGUUCUGUAGAUCUGGCCUGCGCCAAGGUUGA
Molecule: messenger RNA, 1032 nt
Organism: Microthlaspi erraticum
Lineage: Eukaryota; Viridiplantae; Streptophyta; Magnoliopsida; Brassicales; Brassicaceae
Source: the annotation of a GenBank genome assembly